ACCCGCUCGCCGUCGCUGACAUCCAACCCAUGCCUGCCUGGCGAGGGCACGCUACCACAGCACGUCCGACGCCUUCAAGCUGUUCGACAAAAUGCCGCAACCGUACGACAAUCUGCCAAGUGCUUGUUGUCCGCUACUACCGGUGAGCUGUUGUACCGAGCGAGCCCAUGGAUCACGGUGCUUGCUCGAGAAAAGGGGCGCGUCUGCAAGGCGAGCUGGUGAUCCACGAUCCCUCAAGCCCAGUUCCAGGUGCCUCAUUGCUGUCUGGUGAAAUCCCUCAGUCUUUCCGCCUUUAGCAUUGUCCGCUUUGCCAUGGCGUCAUCAGCUUUUAAAAAAAGGCAGAGACCUGAAGCCAGCCUUGAAGCUGCAUUUGAUAUGCAAAAGAGCGAGCUAAUGGUCCGAGAAAUGGAGGUUGAAAGGCUUGCUGAUAAUACAGUGAAGAAGGAACUGCUGCAAGUGUGUCAGCGUCCAACAUGCAGAGGGCGAGAGGCAGUGAAACAGCUGCCAUGGCAGCGAAAGGCAAAGGCACUGCCAUGGCAGCCGAUCGGGCCAUGCUGGCAGACAAGUGGAUGAAUCAAGGCGAAGGACGCGUCAUCGCCAGGCCAACAAGGAUUCGCCACACCAACCGCAGGUUCGUGGGCCCGGAGGAGGGGCAUCCGGGCUUGGAUCACGGUAAUGGCAACGGCAACGGCACGACACUUACUUUCUUCUUCCUUUUUCUUUUGGCAAGUUGUAUCCAGAGAGUGAAUCACUGCCCUCCUGUGGCUGUAAUCGAAUUGCGGGAGAAACUAGAAUGGGUACCUAACAUCGUGGUAUCAGCUAGCCACCUACCACCCUUCCCCGCUGCCACCGCCCAGAUCGCCGUCCUAGAAACCCGCCGCUAGAAGCAAGCGCGUGAUCACCUCAUCGCCACCAUGGAUCCCGCGCUCAAAGCUUACCUCGACAAGAUGAGCGACGAGGCCACCGCCCGCGCCAACAAGCAAGACGGCGACAACAAUGCCAUCCUCCAGGCCUUGGCGACGCAAACGGCACGGAUCGACUCUCUUGUCACCUGGAAGCCGGAGUUGGAGGCGCGGUUCGCGCAAUUGGAGCUCUCGGUUGCGGCUCUCCAAGCCGCAUCGUCUUCAACUGCACCAUCCAUCGGAUCGCCGCCGCUUGCGACCCCUACCAUGGUCGCGCGCGAGAUCCAAGGGCAAUCAGGCCACGGCGUUCCUGGGGGAUCCUUGUCGGUGACCCCCGAGUCACCGUCGACUUCCCCGGUCACGGGACUGGUGCAAGUAGCAGCAGGUCAAUCUGGGACGGCACAAGCUCAAGUUGCAUAUGGAAGUGCAUUUAACAAUCUCCCUGCUCAAACAACUCAAGCUUAUGGCAUGCCUUACGCAUACACUAAUCCCAUGGCGGGCUAUCAAGAUGUGCAAGCUAGUGGACAUGCUGGCUACCCAGUUGCCAGUUAUGAUCAGAAUGCCAUCCCCUACUAUACAAUCUAUCCUGGCUACCCUGCAGGUUAUGAUCAGAAUGGCCUCCCCUACUAUACUGGCUACCCAGCAGGUGAUGAUCAGAAUGCCAUGCACUUCUAUCUUGUCGCCUAUGCUGCAACUGCGGUGGGCGUCCCAGCAACUGAUGCUGCCAACAUGGACGGCAAUGCUGGAUCUCCUGCCGGCGCCGGGCAGGCCGAAUCGACGGGCCACAUCACACUUGCAUCAGAUGCUCCUCCCGUCGCUGCAAUCGGCUCUCCGCUACUGGAGAAGUGAGAACCUGAGGUUUGCAAUGCAAAUGAGGUGUCGGCACCUCGUACCAAAUUUCCUUUCAUUUACCGGCAAGACAUUUGUUAUGCCAUUGCUGUGGUGUUAUUAGGACGUAGGGUGCGAUCACCCAAGUUACCUGGAUUCUGGACUUCAUUUUCUUUUGUUUGUCGUUGUUCCUGACUGGAUUGAUGGACCGCAGACACAUCACUCACUGUUAUCGUCCUUGAACUCUGAUUGGCGAUGUGAUUCUGGAUUAUAUGCUUUGUUCGCUA
Molecule: messenger RNA, 2017 nt
Organism: Triticum aestivum (bread wheat)
Lineage: Eukaryota; Viridiplantae; Streptophyta; Magnoliopsida; Poales; Poaceae
Exons: 4
Coding region: 915-1751 (278 amino acids)
Source: RefSeq, a predicted model, not a curated record